UGCUCACAACAUUACCGGGCACUCCUUGUCACAUAACCUGCAUACACAUCAGCUCAGCCAGCACUCUGAGAGCAGGAUGCCUUCAAUGUGGCUGUGGACUCUUUCUGUGGCUGUUCUGACGGGAAACCUUUUCAGUGCUGUUGCGUAUGAGCGGACAGAGAGGAACUGCUCUCUGAUGCCACCGUAUCUUCCCAGCACAGCAGUAAAUACUACUCUCCAGCUGCAGGAGCUACGAGAGCGAAUGCUUUCCCUGAAUAUCUCUGCCUACAUCAUUCCUGGCACAGAUGCUCACCUGAGUGAGUACAUCGCCCCACAUGACGCCAGGAUGGCCUUUAUGACUGGUUUUACAGGCUCUGCAGGCACUGCUGUUGUCACUCAGACCAAGGCAGCUCUGUGGACGGACAGCCGGUACUGGGUCCAAGCUGAGAGACAGAUGGACUGCAACUGGGAGCUGGAAAAAGAUGUGUCCAUCAUGAGUGUGUCAGAGUGGCUCAUCUCACAGGUACCACCGGGAGGCAACAUCGGCUUUGAUCCUUUCCUCUUCUCCCUCAAGACCCAGGAAGGCUACGCCAUGAGUCUGGAGUCCAGCAAUCACAUCCUCAAGUCCUUUCCUGUUAACCUGGUCGACCAAGUGUGGAAGGACAGACCUCCUGUCCCACCUGACAAUCUGACCCGUCUGCCUGAUAGAGUCAUACAAAGGACAUGGCAGAUGAAGGUGGAUCAGAUACGGAGUCUGAUGACGAGCAAUCCAUACAAGCCCACAGCUCUUCUGCUCUCAGCUCUGGAUGAAACAGCCUGGCUCUUUAAUUUGCGUGGAAAUGACAUUCCUUACAAUCCCUUCUUCUACUCCUACACACUUCUAACAUUAGAUGAAAUCUGGCUGUUUGUCCACACAAACAGAGUGACUGAGGAUUUGAAGGAGUACUUGACUGCAUCCUGUACCGGACCCCUUUGUGUGCAGCUGAAAAGUUAUGGCUCUGUUCGUGAAAAUCUGAUGACCUAUGUGGCUAUGCCUGAGGCUAAAGUGUGGAUUGGAACAGAAUACACGAACUACGCACUUUAUGAGAUCAUAACACCUCAGGAGAAACUAAUGACUUCCUCCUAUUCUCCUGUGUUAACAACUAAAGCUGUAAAAGACGAGACUGAGGAACGAAUACUGAGGGAAGCUCAUGUGAGGGAUGCAGUUGCUGUUAUCCAGCUGCUGAUGUGGCUGGAGAAGGCCGUCCCACAGGGGAAUCUGACCGAGCUGAAGGCAGCAGAAUAUGUCAAUAACUGUCGCAGCAAACAAAAGGACAACAGAGGCCCGAGCUUUGAAACGAUCUCUGCAAGUGGACCAAAUGCUGCUCUUGCCCACUACAGCCCAUCAGAAGAAACCAGCAGGAGGCUGACAGUUGAUGAGAUGUACUUGGUUGAUUCCGGUGGCCAGUAUCUAGACGGGACCACUGACAUCACUCGCACGGUUCACUGGGGGACACCCACAGAUAUGCAAAAGGAGGCUUUCACUCGAGUGCUCAUGGGGAACAUUGAAAUAUCGCAAACUGUUUUUCCCUCUGGAACAAGUGGUGUGCGGAUAGAGAUGCUGGGCCGCCGGGCUCUGUGGGAGGUGGGCCUGAACUAUGGCCACGGAACCGGUCACGGGGUGGGAAACUACUUUGGAGUUCAUGAAUGGCCAGUUGGAUUUCAGAACAACAAUAUUCCCUUUAAAGCUGGCAUGUUUACAUCUAUUGAACCUGGAUAUUACAAAGAGAAUGACUUUGGCAUACGGAUUGAAGAUAUCGCCGUGACCAUACCUGUUCACACGAAGUACGGACAUAACUUCCUCACAUUUGACACUGUGUCACUGGUCCCUUAUGACAGAAAGCUUGUUGACACCUUGCUCCUCAGUUCAAAACAGCUUCAGUGGUUGAAUAAUUACUAUGAGAAAAUUCGGCAGCUACUGGGCCCUGAGCUCGACAAACAGGGGCUGCAUGAGGAGAAGGACUGGAUGCUCAGAAACACAGAGCCUUUCACCGAAGCUGGAUCCUCUGCCUCCGUCUCUUCCUCCUCCCUGACCCUCAUCGCUCUGGUCUUCGCUCUGCACAACAUUGUCUGAGGACCACAUCCUAUCACACUUCUCAACAGACUUGCACUCAAAAUUUACCAGUAUGCAGUCUCUACUGAGCAGCUACACCAGGUUCACACAGACAUUUAUAAUUUUUUAAUUUUCAAUUUAAAUUGUAAGAUAUAUUUAAUUAUUUUAAAUACUUGAGUAAAUGUAUGAUUUUGUGUUGUUCAGUGUUUAAAAAUAUAUUUUGUUUGAUUAUUGAUGUUAUAGCUUAUGAGUUUUUACACUAGGCAAUUAUGACCAGCUAAUAUAAUGGAUAUUUUAAUAAUAAAGUGUCACACUUUGAAACAA
Girardinichthys multiradiatus is the source of this 2395-nucleotide messenger RNA. It is a transcript of the gene xpnpep2, whose product is annotated as X-prolyl aminopeptidase (aminopeptidase P) 2, membrane-bound. NCBI's taxonomy places the organism in Eukaryota, Metazoa, Chordata, Actinopteri, Cyprinodontiformes, Goodeidae. Bases 77 to 2092 code for a protein of 671 amino acids. The transcript has 21 exons. The record is from RefSeq and is a predicted model, not a curated record. Gene Ontology annotation, molecular function: metalloaminopeptidase activity.